Messenger RNA from Lactuca saligna, 468 nucleotides. The record is from the annotation of a GenBank genome assembly. Lineage: Eukaryota; Viridiplantae; Streptophyta; Magnoliopsida; Asterales; Asteraceae.
AUGGCCUCAUCUUUUGAUUUUGCCCUGGGCCUCAAAUCGGCUCGAGUCGGCCUGAUCAGACUAACACUUUUCCAAGUUCCUUUGUUAGUAGGCAUUGGGGAAGAUGAUAGAGCCCUGACUAAGGCAACUGAAAGUGGCGAUAUUGAUCUUGUUUAUCUUGUUCUCUUUCAUAUAUUGCAGAAGAGACCAGCAUUGGAAUUAUUUGGAAUGAUACAAGCUAGACCUAUUGCACGCGAUCUAUUCAUACGUUAUGCAAGGUGCUAUAAGCAUGAGUUUCUCAAGGAUUUCUUUCUUUAUACUGGUCAACUUCAUGAUGUUGCCUACUUGUUGUGGAAAGAAUCAUGGGAAUUAGCAAAGAAUCCAAUGGCAACUAAAGGAUCUCCACUUCAUACUCCACUUAUAAAACUCAUUGAAAAAGCUCAAAAUCUUUUUGCUGAGGUCUAUCUUACUUCCACCUUCUCAUCUUAA